AUGCGAGAUAGUUGGAAAUAUUUGCUCAAGUCUCUUUAUGUAGUUUUUGCAUUCUUUUCUGCUCUUUUACUGGGUGCCUUUAAAAGUUUGCUGGUGGGUCCGAUUGCUUGUUUAAUUCUGAUAUUGGGGAAUCUGGGCGUGAUUUUAGGCCUUUUCCCUGCACAUGUGGCCUGGACAGUUUACACCCUUGUCGAAACAAAUAGGUUUGAUGCACCACUUAAGGUCGCAAUCUUUUUUGGGUUGCCUGUUCUGUUUGGUAUCUGGUUGGCUCUUAGCAUAGCUGGUAGUGUACUCGUGGGAGUGGGAUAUGGUUUUUUCACUCCUUGGGUUUCAGCUUUCGAGGCCUUCAGACUUGACAAUGAAUCCAAGAAAUUCUUCCACUGCAUUGUGGAUGGAACGUGGGGUACUGUCAAGGGUAGUUGUACUGUUGUUCGGGAUUUCGCUGAUAUAUGCUAUCAUUCUUACCCACUCUAUCUGAAGGAGUUACGUGAAUACCCUGCAUCUCAUGAACUUCAACCUCUCAGAUUCAUUCAUGUGCCUGGGUGCAUCAUUGUUGGGUUGAUGGGGCUGAUAGUAGAAAUUCCACUUUACACGGCAAUUGCAAUAGUAAAGAGUCCUUACAUGUUGUUCAGGGGAUGGCAUAGAUUAGUACACGAUUUGAUCAGCCGGGAAGGCCCAUUUUUAGAAACAGCCUGUGUUCCAAUUGCUGGUUUGGCAAUCCUUAUGUGGCCGCUUGUUGUUAUUGGGAGCAUCAUAAUGGCUAUAUUUUCAAGUUUUUUCAUAGGAUUAUAUGGAUCCGUUAUAGUAUACCAGGAAAGGUCCUUCCGAAGAGGUGUUGCCUAUGUCAUUGCUAUGGUUGCUGAAUUUGAUGAGUACACAAAUGAUUUGCUCUAUCUUCGUGAGGGUUCAAUCCUUCCAAAGCCCCGAUACCGGAAGAAAAGUAAAUCCAAUUCUGAGUUUUCUGUUCAGCAAAAUCAUUCCUUACAUGGAAAUUACAGCUCUGUCUUCACUGAAGCUCCUUCAAUCCUCGUGCCAACCCUUAUAGCAUCAAGAUCUGUUCGGGAGGCAAUACAUGAGGUGCCAAUGGUGCAGGUAUGGGGAAGCACAAUGAAAUUAUGCGAACAAAGAGGCAAGGAACUAUUGGAUACAAAUGUGAUAUCAACUGCUGACCUCAAUGAUUGGUUGAAAGCAAAGAAAACAAACGAUGCGUCCAUUGUUGCUGUUGGAUUGCCCUGUUUCUCAUUUUUGCAAACACUCCUGCACUCAAUUAAAGCUGGCUCCAAUGGGCUACUGCUUUUGGAUGAUCUCGAGAUAACCCAUUUGAAUCGACCCCAGAGCAGAUUGUUGGACUGGUUUUUCCAACCUGUGAUGGUCCUCAAAGAACAAAUCAGAGUACUUUCUUUGGAAGAGGGCGAGAUACGGUACCUGGAGAAGUUGAUUCUCUUUGGAAACAAUACAGAACGCCUUAAGACUUGGGAAAAUGGUAGUUUUAUUCCUCAAGACCCUGUCAGGGCUGCUCGAUUAGAUGGUAUCAGUCGCAGGAUGGUGGGAAUGACUAGAAGUGUAUCCAAGUUUCCGACUUACAGAAGGAGAUAUCGGCAGGUUGUUAAGAACUUGAUAUAUUAUUCAGUUGCAAAGGAUGGUUCUUGUUCUUUUACAAAGGAGGGUUCUACCAGAUCCAUUACUUGUUCUGCAACUAAGGAAGGCUCCAACAGAUCAACGUCUACAAGAUCAAUUGGUUCCAUAGAUAUCGUCUGA
This is a messenger RNA of Fraxinus pennsylvanica, 1758 nucleotides long. The record is from the annotation of a GenBank genome assembly. NCBI's taxonomy places the organism in Eukaryota, Viridiplantae, Streptophyta, Magnoliopsida, Lamiales, Oleaceae.